Prunus avium (sweet cherry) is the source of this 405-nucleotide messenger RNA. Lineage: Eukaryota; Viridiplantae; Streptophyta; Magnoliopsida; Rosales; Rosaceae. The record is from RefSeq and is a predicted model, not a curated record.
AUGGUGUACGAGUAUGAAGGAGGCUGGAGUGUCCACCUGCCGGAUGCCUUAUGGGUUUACCGCACCUCCCCAAGGAGCGCCACGGGUUUCUCGCCCUAUUCGCUUGUGUAUGGUUCCGAUGCCAUAUCGCCCGUUGAAAUCACUAUCCCCACUGCUAGAGUAUCGGCUAUCAAUGACCUUGAAUGGGAUGCAAAGACAUGCUCAAAGUGGCGCUUGUUAGACAUAGAGGCUUUGGAUGAGAAAAGAAUGGAAGCCGAAAGAAGAACAACACUUUACCACAAAACCGUUGCCCAAGCUUACAACAGGGCAGUCAGGUCACAAGCCUUCAAGCAAGGAGACCUCGUGCUAAAAGUCAUCGAGCAUGUGAGGAGACAAGUAUCGGAACCUUCCAAGUUUGCCCCGUAA